Molecule: messenger RNA, 1179 nt
Organism: Myzus persicae (green peach aphid)
Lineage: Eukaryota; Metazoa; Arthropoda; Insecta; Hemiptera; Aphididae
Product: protein ANTAGONIST OF LIKE HETEROCHROMATIN PROTEIN 1-like
Exons: 3
Coding region: 1-1179 (392 amino acids)
Source: RefSeq, a predicted model, not a curated record
AUGGCAUCGGACGAGGACGCACUAGCUUUGUUAGCCCUCGCGUUAAUUAUGAAAAAAAAAGAAACAAAACCAGUGAAAAGGGAACGAAAAAAGUGGUAUUUUAAAAACUAUGUCAGAAUGGACGAAAAAACAUACCUUGAAUUACUUUCAAUGGUGACUCCUAUGAUAAAAAAAGAAGACACUGUUAUGAGAAAAAGUAUUUCUGCGCACGAAAGAUUAUCAGUUACUUUGAGGUUCCUCGCUACCGGUAGAAGUUAUGAGGACCUUAAAUUUUCUUCAGUUAUUUCACCUCAAGCGCUCGGGAAAAUUAUUCCUGAAAUAUGUCAGGCCUUGUAUCAAGUUCUAAGAAAAGAUUAUCUGAAGUUUCCUACAUCUGAAGAAGAAUGGAAAGGCGUAGCAAAGAUGUAUGAAGAAAGAUGGAACUUCCCUCAUUGUCUUGGUGCAAUAGAUGGGAAGCACAUAGCUAUUGUUCCACCGGCUAAUAGUGGAUCGUAUUAUUUUAAUUAUAAAGGACAUCAUAGUUUAGUUCUUAUGGCAAUUGUUAAUGCAAAAUAUCAAUUCAUGUACAUCGAUGUUGGCAUGAAUGGUAGAAUGUCUGAUGGAGGGGUACUACAAAAUACUGUAUUUUUUGAAAAAUUAGAAAAUGGUGAAUUACAUAUACCAAGCAGUGAAACGUUAACAGGAACCAACCGAAAUUUGCCAUAUGUGUUUGUGGCAGACGAUGCGUUUCCAUUACGCCCCGAUAUGAUAAAACCGUUUAGGCAAGCCAAUUUAACAUCGCAUGAAAGAAAAAUUCUAAAUUACAGAUUAUCUCGCGCCAGACGCGUAGUAGAAAACGCUUUUGGAAUAAUGGCAUCACGAUUUCGGAUAUUUUAUACUCAUAUAAAUUUAGAACCCGAAAAUAUCGAUAAAGUAGUUAAAGCUUCUUGUGUAUUACAUAACUUUUUAAUUGAACGCUCAAAAAGAUCUUAUGCACCUCAAGAAUGUUUCUAUCGAGAAAAUUCGGAGAGUGGGAAUAUAAUUUCUGAAGGAUAUAAUACACAGAAUAGUACAAUGGAAAACUUGGAAAGAAGAAACCCAGGAAAUACUUUGAACACCGCGAAGAUUGUCCGAGAAAAUUUUAUGAAUUAUUUUAAUGAAGAGGGAACAGUACCAUGGCAAGAUAAUUAUGUUACUUAA